AUGAUCACCUCUGUCUCUCGCAACGCUUUCAAGCGCGUCAUUGCACGCCCCUCGACCUCUGCGCUGGGCGCGACGCCCCGCUUCUACUCGAGCACUAUGCACGAUAACGACCCUGAUGUUCUUGAGCAAGAGAAGAAGCGUAACUUGAGCAAGGAGCAGCACAAAACCUCCACCCCUCAUCCGGACCACGCACCUGGUUGGAACGAGAACCUUGCCAGUGCAUCUGAGGCAGCCAUCAAGGCUGACCAGGCCGGUGUAACCCCUGGAGACCUGCAGGAGAAGACGGUCAAAUACGUGAAGGAGCGCCACCACGCAACAGACUCGGCAACGACGACUGAGCCUGGAGUAUCGACGUCGCGGAUGGCACACACCAGCUCGGGCGAGGCGUCGAACAAACGCGACGAGAUCGACGGUCCCCUCAAGACUGCCCACGGCACGAAGAGCACGUAA
Messenger RNA from Trametes versicolor FP-101664 SS1, 450 nucleotides. RefSeq lists its product as uncharacterized. Lineage: Eukaryota; Fungi; Basidiomycota; Agaricomycetes; Polyporales; Polyporaceae. The transcript has 3 exons. The record is from RefSeq and is a predicted model, not a curated record. Bases 1 to 450 code for a protein of 149 amino acids.